Molecule: messenger RNA, 963 nt
Organism: Verticillium alfalfae VaMs.102
Lineage: Eukaryota; Fungi; Ascomycota; Sordariomycetes; Glomerellales; Plectosphaerellaceae
Product: fungal cellulose binding domain-containing protein
Exons: 3
Coding region: 1-963 (320 amino acids)
Molecular function (GO): hydrolase activity, acting on ester bonds
Source: RefSeq, a predicted model, not a curated record
AUGAAGGGCGCGUCAACUCUCCUCAUGGCAGGCCUCGCCUCGGCGGUCGGCGCUGCCCGCAUCGCCGGCGGCUCGCCCUGCUCCUCGCACCCUCCGGCCGCGACCUCCUCAGUGCCCACCAACCCCACGGGACCAAAAUACUUCAUCACUUUCGGUGAUUCCUACUCGCAGAGCGGCUUCAGCUUCUCCGGUACGAAGCCGACGGCUGAGAACCCCCUUGGCAACCCGCCUCUGCCAGGCUGGACGGCCAGCGGCGGCUUGGGUUGGAUCGCCUUCGCGGCGACCGAGUACAACAAGGAUGUGCUGCUAUCGUACAACCUGGCCUACGGCGGCGCCACGACGGCAGCAGACCUGGUCACGCCUUACGCGCCCGAGGUGCUGAGCUUCGAGGACCAGGUCCAGGAUCUGUUCGUCCCCAACCUCGCCGUUGAGCCUCACCCCUCCUGGGCGCCUUGGGAGGCCGACAACACGCUUGUCGGUGUUUGGAUCGGCGUCAAUGAUGUCGGUAACACUUUCUGGUUCUCCGACAUUCAACAGCGGUACGAGACCAUCAUGGUUCGCUACUUUGGUCUCCUGCAGACCGUCUACGACGCCGGCGCGAGGCAAUUUGCCAUCCUCAGCGUCCCCCCCACCUGGAGAACCCCUGCUUUCCUCUCGCAGGGCCAGACAAACACGGGUGCCGUCGCCACCGCCAUCGACCUGUACAACGAUCUGAUCCAGGAGCACCUCGCUGCCUUCAAGGCCGCCAACCCCGACGCCAAGACCUGGCUCGUCGACACGGCGCUGCCCUUCGACAAGGCGCUCGCCAACCCGACUGCCUACGGCGCCCCCGACGCUACCUGCUGGAACGAGGACGGCACCAGCUGCCUAUGGUUCAACGACUACCACCCCGGCGUGGCCAUCCAGAAGCUCGUCGCCGAGGAGGUUGCCAAGGUCGUCGGCGCGCCCUUCUUCCAGGUCUGA